AUGUCUGAUUGCAAGAUUACAUUGCAAGAUUGUCUAAUUUCACAUGAACUAUGCACAUUAUUACCUUUAGGAUUCUACUGUUGUGUUAGUAACAACAAAGUGUUUUAUACAAAUUAGAAGAGCACCAAUUUUUACUAAGGCGUGCUUUGCACUCGGGAGCGGGAUACAAUUUUGCAUAUUUUUUCUUGGACGCAUAUCUCUUCGCUUUAGUUUUCUGUAACAUUUUUUACCUUGCAUGCCAUUCGUCACUGUCUCGCACAUGUACAUCUGGAUCUUAGAGUAGUAGUUUCUGAGCAGUAAAUAAUGUCUGAUACAAGGAGCAUUGGUGGUACACUGUAUUGCAUACUCUAGUGGUCAGCAUACGGUGGAGUUUGGUGUGUUGUGCAUGAGUAAGGAGUUGAGUCAGAGCCUGGAGAAUCUCGGUGGGGCACAGACCCUACCGGGUCGCUUCUCUGUUCCGUCCAUUUCCGGCAUCUACACCAGGCAUAAGCGGACCAGCUCAUCGCCGGAUAGUCUGUCUGCCGAACGAGGUGAUAACAAAUCACCUGGUACAAAUGCAAGUCCUGCAGCUUUAUAUAAAUUAACAGUACCUUUGUUAAGAUGUGAGGUAGUGGAUGUUAGAGAUGCUGCUGUACAAGCAAUUGGAAAAGUAAACGCUGAUGCAUUGAAAGAUUUAAUGGAGGAAUUGGUUCCUUAUAUUCGGGAAGCAGUUGAUCGUAAACAAGAAAAUAUGAGACGAAGAAGGCGAAGGGAUGCAUUGAGAUUGCAACUAGUAAGAGUAUUAGAACUGAUUGCUGAAUAUGGAACUCCUGCGGUAUUAGAUCGAGAAACACAAUCGCUUCAUCCAACAUUUGUCGAAUAUAUCGAUGGUGCCCGUUUGUAUCUAGAGAACGAAACCGAUAAAGAAGCGCCUGCAGUUCGUGAUAUUAAAUUGCAUUUCUGUAAUUUCAUAAGAAAAAUGAUCAAGAGUUUUUCACUGGAAACAUGUCAUACAUUGUUAAAAAGGGACUUAAGACGGAAUUUAUUUAUGCUAUUUGCUAGUUGGUCAGGCCCCUAUGGAAAACCGCUCGUAAAUACAUCUUCGCUCCACGAAGAAGAAAAAUCAUAUACAGAGUUACAACUUUCAGCGCUACAAGCUAUGAGCGGAUUAUUAUGCUGCGGUCCUUGUUUCAAUCCCCAAUCACUUUCAGAAGAAGGAGCAAUACUUUAUCAGUGGCUAGAUUUAUUACUGGCAAGCAAAGACGAAAAAAUCUAUGCUCUUGCUCGAGAAACAGUAGUUUUGUUAUUAGAAUGCAAUCCCGAUAUUGGAACACUCCUUGAUUGGAUAGUUGAUCGAUGUUACACUGGUGCUCCACAAGUCGCUGAUGGUUGUUUCCUUGCUUUAGCGACAAUUUUUAGUGCAAGAGAGUAUCCUUGUGAUCAUUACACAAGCAUCAUCAAUGUUACUUUAAUGAGUACGGGUUGUCCACGUGCCCCUGUUCAUGAUGCAGCUCUCCAACUUCUUCAAUUGUUGGAUCAAAGAUUUUUCGGAAAUGUGGGCCCUCUUCCAGCUACAGAACCAGAGACCAGUCAGGAUGAUCCUGUUGGUGGUUCAUCAACUACAGCUACUUCUGCACCAGGACAACAAAGUAAUCCUAUCGGCGGAAUAUCCUCAAAUGGUACAAUUAGGGGUGGCACUCUUGAUGUACUUUUAUCAACCACAUAUUGUCGUAAUCAAAUGUAUCUUUCUCGUCAACUUGCUCAACUUCAUCCGGAAUUGACGAUGCCCAUGUUUAGUGAAAUUACACAUAGAUUUCAAACGGCUAGAAGAGAAGUACGACAAUUGUUACUUCAAUACUUGUUACCCUGGUUGCAUAACAUGGAAUUAGUGGAUCCAAAUGUACCACCACCCUCCAAUCCCUUGAGCUAUUAUCAGUACUAUGCAACUGAUAUGUCACGCGGUGGAGCACGCAGAGAAGGUUGGGGUAGUGCAGAAGCAACAGAGAUGGUUUUGAACAAUUUAUUUUAUAUAACUGCCAAGUUUUCGGACGAACAUCCUAAAGAGACGGAGGAACUUUGGGCAACUCUAUGUGGUUGUUGGCCUAACAAUUUAAAAGUUAUCAUUCGUUAUUUAAUUAUCGUCUCAGGAAUGGCGCCACAAGAACUUCUUCCAUACGCGAAACGCGUUGUCUUGUAUUUAGCAAGGGCUCGGCCAGAUCGUUUAGUCGAUGAGAUGAUGACGGAAUUGCAAACAGUGGAAACGUUGAAUUGUUUAAUCGAGAGAACUGAAACACCACCUUUCUAUAGAUUGACUAGUAUGAGAAAAGCUUCUUCUCAUAGCGAUGCUCCAGUUGUUGAUCCUGGAAAUCCUCCGCGUGAUCUGGGUGUUGAGAAGGGUACCAUUCAUACUAAAAGACAUUCAGGCGAAGAUCCUGUUAAAACCGGUUCGAAAUCGGAUACUGCAUUACGGGCACUCGCUGGAUUUCAAACCCCAAGGGCGGAAAAAACAAGGACUGCGAGCGGUCCGCCAGUUCUUCCGGAUGAUUUGUCCACUCCUACAACAGAAGCCGAGUUGACUACAGACGAAUCUUGUUACGGCACACGGAAUGGAUCUGUAGGAGUAAAUGGCAAAAUUUCAUGUAAUGGAGAAAAGUUCGAUAUUCCACAGCCUCAUCCUUUACCAAUGCCUGAGUACGGUGGAUAUUUUGCUCCUUUGACGGAAUACUUACCAGAUAGCUCACAGCCAAUAAGUGGAUUCCAUAGAUGCAACAUUGCCGUUAUGUUGCUCACUGACGUUGUUGUCGAUGGCAUACAACUUGACUGGGCUAUCCAUGUUCCUUUAAUGUUGCAUAUAGUUUUCCUUGGCUUGGACCAUUCAAGACCUCUCGUAAGGGAUCAUUGUCGUUGUCUUUUAUUAAAUCUGUUGGUUGUUCUCGGGGAUCAUCGAGAUCAUCUCGGCGUAGCACGAGUACUGUUAGCAUCAAAAACUGAACAAUUGGGCUUAGGUCUCUCUACUCCAGCUUUACCAAUAUUCGAGCACAAUUUCACUGAGGUUGAUCCAGAAUUUGACAGUUAUCUGUACGGUCCACCUCCAGCACCACCUCCUACAACGCCUCCCCCGUCAUCUUCACCGCCACCACCAUCUUCUUCUCCUCCUCCACCACCAUCACCUCCACCGCCACCACCUCCACCGCCUCCGCUACCUGAAUCCUCCAUAUUCAAUGCAGCACCUCCGCCGCCGCCACCUCCACCUCCUCCACCACCAUUUCCAUCUUCUAAUAAUGGAACACCUAUUCAUUCGCCUAUUCCUAACUCAACAUCUACUCCUCCAUUAUCGAUGAAUCACAUGAAUCAAUCAGUUAUGGACAACUAUAACAAAGAUUAUUCAAAUUCUCAUGCAUAUGAGUCAUCAACAUGCAACAAUUGGCCUCCAACGUCAAAUUCAGCGAAUACAGUACCGCCUGUUAUUGUCACACCAGAAGAUGCAAAUAACUGGGUUGGACCACAACCAGGUCCGAAUAUGCCCAUCCAAGAUGUAAUUAAAUCUUUGAUCAAUUUUUUGGCUUCUCGUAUAAAUCAACCAUUAUGGAACUAUGAAGACAUGACUGCCAAAGUAUGGUGGGUUCGCAGUGCUGAACAAUUAACAGUAUUAUUGCGACAUGUAUUAAGAGUUUUUAGAGAUUCCUUACCCCACGCUCUGGUUAGUCAACGUUGGGCACAAACUGCAUUACAAUUAGGCCUAUCUUGUUCAUCAAGACAUUAUGCAGGAAGAUCUCUUCAAGUAUUUAGAGCAUUACGAGUUCCUAUUACAUCUCGAAUGUUAUCUGAUAUUUUGUCUAGAUUAGUAGAAACAGUUGCCGAGCAAGGAGAAGACAUGCAGGGGUAUGUGACUGAAUUAUUAUUAACACUUGAAGCAGCUGUCGAUUCGCUAGAAUCCGAUUUCCGACCUUUAGAUUUUAUGAAAGAAAUAUUUAAGUCUACACCGAAUCUAAAUAAUAAAGAUCCAGCUUCGGGUGGAUUAAUUGGAGGAAAACGAAGUCCAGGAGGAGGUAAUGGAUAUCCAGCGGGUCCACAUAUAUUCUCUCACUUAAAUCAAGGUGGUCAUACAAGAAGUACUAGUUACUCAGUCAGUUAUUGCAUGAAAAAAUCAAGUGGCGGUAACUCAGUAGCAAGUGAAAUAAAAGAAUUAGAUAACAGAUGUAAUAAGUAUCCCAAUUCUAAUCUUUCGCGAUCAAGAUCGGCUCAAUCUUUAAAACUAUUGGGUGAUUCAGCAACACAAGAUGAUAAAAUGACUAUUUUGGCGCAACUAUUUUGGUUAUCGGUGUCUUUACUUGAAUCAGACUAUGAACAUGAAUUUCUUUUGGCAUUGAGGCUACUUAGUCGUGUACUCCACAGAUUACCUUUAGAUCGACCAGACGCUAGAGAUAAAGUUGAAAAAUUACAACAACAAUUAAGAUGGAAUUCGUUCCCUGGUGUACAUGCAUUAUUAUUAAAGGGAUGUACUAGCCCCAAUACAUAUGAACCCGUCGUAACAUUAUUAUCUCAGUUUACUCCAUUAUUGGAUUUGCCAGUUGUCGAUCCUACUCAAAGUCUCGCAUUUCCGAUGAACGUUGUAUCACUACUUCCCUAUAUGCUUUUAAAUUAUGAAGAUGCUAAUGAAUUGUGUAUUAGAAGUGCAGAAAAUAUUGCACAAGUGAGUGCCGAAAAAGGGAAGAAAUUGGAAAACUUGGGCACUGUCAUGACAUUAUACAGUCGACGUACUUUUAGUAAAGAAAGUUUUCAGUGGACUAAAUGCGUUGUUAAAUAUUUGUAUGACACAUAUGCUCAUCUCAGUUUUAAUAUGCUUGCUUUCCUAGUUGAAGUAUUGGAGAAAGGUCCAGGAAGUGUUGCAUUACCUGUGCUUAGUAUUAUACACUGUAUGUUACAUUAUGUUGAUUUAGCUUCGCAAGCAGCGCAACCAAUCAACACUGAACUUCUGAGAGUGAUUUCAAAAUAUGUUGAGGGUCCUCAUUGGAAAGAAGCUCUUAAAAUAUUGAAACUAGUAGUAACAAGAUCGUCUACAUUAGUAGCACCACCUACGUCAGUGCAUGGAUCAUCUUGGGAGUCUUCAAUAGCAUCUCCGCAUCCAAGCUUCACUGAUACCGAGAUGUUUACAAAAAAAGAAUUACCUGGGAGGACUAUGGAUUUCACGUUUGAUUUAUCACAAACACCGGUAAUCGGUAGACGGUGGUUAAUACGUCAAGGUGUCGAAGAAAAAUCACUCAGUUCUCCUCGAUGUUCAUUAUCUCUUUCACCAGCUGACAGUAAUGCGGUUUCUGGUUGGAAAAGACCAUGGAUGUCACAGGUAAUAUUCAGUCAAAGUUCGGAUCUAAUGGAAAGACAAUCAUCAAUGGCUUCUUCAACGGAAGAAGUUUCUGGUGCAAAUAACGAUUUAAGUGGAGGAUCAAGAAGAGAUGACGAACAAUUUGGCGUAUUUAAAGACUUCGAUUUUCUUGAAUAUGAAAGUGAAAGCGUUGAAGGUGAAAGUACCGAUAAUUUCAAUUGGGGAGUAAGACGUCGUCCUCUUAGCGAAGGAGAAGAAAGAGAACCAAGUCUAAGACAAUUUGAAGAAAGUUUAAGUGAAAAGACUCAGUCAUCUAGCAAACACACCAGUCGACGUGGCGUUGCGGAAGAAUCGUCAGAUGAUGAAGCUGGUUCAGAAUCACCAUUAGAUGAAGUACCUGGUGGAUCUGGAGCAGGACAGGAAGUAAAUAAUAUUCCUGGAAUGUUCCCACCAUCUUCCUUAUCUUUAAUACCUACUCGUACACGUCAUGAUUCUUCAACAAGGUCUGACACAUCUGGCUCUAGCGCAGGAGAUUUAGGAGAUGUAACACCUUGUAAUGCAUCACCAAAUUUAUCAGCAUUAAUGCCUUUUAGACAGAUUGCAAGGGAUGACGCGGAAGAAAUUUGGCGGCAACAAAUUCAAAAUUUAAUCACGCAGUCUCUUUACAAUACUUUAGAUUUUUUCCAAUUAUUGAGUAGAAUACUACGGGAUGUAAGCAGUAAAUCGGUUACUCUUACAAGAGAAGCUAGUGCCUUAUUGUGUAACGGCAGUCCUGCUUCCACUCAAUUAGGCUAUCAUUUAUCUAGUCAUGCAGAAUUACUUAGUUCAAAAGCUGAACCACCUUUAAUUUGGUUCUCGAUUGCUAUUUUCGCAAAUCAAAGAUUAAAUGAAUCAUUGCGAUUUGGAAUGUUAGAAAUUCAAGAACAUCUUGAAACAUUUCUUGAUAAAAAAGAUCAUGCUACCGAAUGUUUGGAAGCAGCCAAAGCAGCCGCAAAACUUCAAGCAUUAGGUGGAAGUCACACCACAGAGGCAGGUCUCGAAGAGAUGCUCUUAGACCUAGGCAGAGCACUCUAUAAACUUCAUCUUCAAUUAUUAUUGUUAAUCGAAGCUUCAAAUAAGAUGCUAGCUACUCUCAUGAGCGCUGCAAGAAACGUACAGAUUCCACUUCAAGACAUAUCCGCAGAAAUUGCGAAUAUGAAAAUUGCUUUGAGUAGAGCACUUGAAGAAAGUACAGAGAGUGAAAGAGGGACACCGACUCCAACGCCUAGUCCUAGUCCUUUGCCCGGCACUGGUGCCGUGGAAGAAGUUGCUCGUGUUGCAGAACUACUUAGAAACGCACGAUGGUGCCCUGCUCUUGAAGCUGUAAGACUGCAUAGAGCUCAAUGGCCAGGAGAUCCUUUUCAUGAUGAUGAUGAUGUAACGACUGCUGUUAAUAUGUAUUGCAAAUACCUGGGACAAGAUAGAUCUGAUAUUUUUGUGGUUACACGAAAGGACGAUGAAAUGUCAGAAAUAUUUAGUAGACUAAUGGAAAGUUUAUUUCAAGUUUUAGCGGCUGUUACAGGCUUAGAAGCUUCAACAAAGGCAGUACGAAGUCAACAUGAUCAUCCUAAUAAUACGAAAAAUGACUGUUAAUUUAACAUAAAUUUUAAUGUUAUAUUAUAUUGUAGACAGUUAUUUGUCUAAAUUCAAGUCUUCAUAUAAUUUAAUUAUACCGUGCGUUUUACCCAUGUAUCUUGUAUACAACUAUAGACGUAUGUAUGUAUAUCGCGAAAUAAUCGUCAUAAAUGUGUAGAAAAAAAUACGCACGAGCGGAAGCACGAAAUCGUCGAUUUUGUCGUUCUUUUUUUUUAACACAAACGUAAUGAUGUGUAUAAAUUCGACGAAAUAAAUUUUUGAAAACUCGAA
Molecule: messenger RNA, 7207 nt
Organism: Heterotrigona itama
Lineage: Eukaryota; Metazoa; Arthropoda; Insecta; Hymenoptera; Apidae
Source: the annotation of a GenBank genome assembly